GCAGCUUUUGAAUGCAGCCCUGCCGUUUAACCGCCACGGUGCUAGCGUGGCUAAAUUAGCUUAGCUUUGCUGCUCAGAGGCAGAGUUCACUAACCCCAACAAGUGAAGGAACUUGGAGCAAACAUAGAAAAGCCUGAACUCUGCAGACUAGAUCCGGGGGAAAACUACUGUACUCUUCUGUCAAAAGAGAGGUUUGACGUUAUGUUCAAGAAUAAAUCGGCCUGGUUUUCCAGCAGUGUUCCACAGACCUGCAGGGACUUCUGGACGCUGGAGGGUGGGGUCGUUGUUGGGUGGAGGACGGCUGAUUACCUUUUCAGUGCUGAUGCUACAUGUCCAGACACCAUGAGGAUAUUUGAGAGCAGAGAUCACCUGUGGAGCGAGGUGGUGGUUUUCCACAGCUUGUUUCUCUCCACCUGCGAGAAGCGCAAGAGCGUAAAGUCUGUUUGCAUCGGACACUAUGUGCUGCCUCCAGCUUCAGUACAGCAGGUCAGGGUUGUGGUUGGGAGGUUGAUUUGGGAGCGUGAAGAAGAACAGGCAGUCGCUCAGACAUGUGUGCAUGACACAGAAGACGAAUACAGCGAAGGUGAAGGAAAUAACGUCAGCAAGAGCAAUCCUGAUUCAUCGCCCACAGAGUCGUCAGUCAGUCAGAUGCCUCCUUGGGUUCAUGUGCACGAUUAUCCAGUUAGCGAAAAACUCACUGGAUACGUCAGCAUGGACAACCUGCAGAAAUAUACAGGAGAUCUGUGUGAUUUUCGUCCUGCGUGUUCCCGAUGCAGAAACUCUGGACAUGAGCAAAUGGGCCGCAAAAGAAAAGCCUGUUAAUCAAGAACAAGCAGCAGAUGUGCCUUCAGAUAAAAGCUGCUCACAUUUCCUCCUGGAUUUGUUUGUGUAAUCAAUAUAAAGUUCACCACAGCACGUGUUCAUCAAUCACAUUUGAUUGAGUCCACAUUAUUUUAUUUUGUAUGGUGUUUUAUUCACGUAACGUUCAGUACUUUUUAUGUUACCUAAUGAAAUAAUUUAUUUAAAAAAAUGUAAAUAAGCCCACAUACUGAAUAGCAUGUUUCAACUGUAGAUUCUGUCUCAGUGUGUUCAAGUGUAAUUUUAUUAAACAGGGACACCUCUGAAUUAAAAUGAUGUUUUUUGGUUUCUCAAAA
Messenger RNA from Betta splendens (Siamese fighting fish), 1154 nucleotides. RefSeq names its product telomere repeat binding bouquet formation protein 2 (gene terb2). The coding region runs from base 202 to 822 and encodes 206 amino acids. The record is from RefSeq and is a predicted model, not a curated record. NCBI's taxonomy places the organism in Eukaryota, Metazoa, Chordata, Actinopteri, Anabantiformes, Osphronemidae. Gene Ontology annotation, cellular component: nuclear inner membrane. The transcript has 7 exons. Gene Ontology annotation, biological process: homologous chromosome pairing at meiosis; meiotic attachment of telomere to nuclear envelope.